Messenger RNA from Clunio marinus, 4300 nucleotides. The record is from the annotation of a GenBank genome assembly. NCBI's taxonomy places the organism in Eukaryota, Metazoa, Arthropoda, Insecta, Diptera, Chironomidae.
AAAAUAUUUACAAAGUUAUAAGAAACUAAAAGAAAGUAAAGUUUUGAACAAUUUCUGCAACAGUUUUUCUAAAUUUUGAUAAAGAUAAACAUAUUCAAGGAAUUUGUAACUAAGAGCAAAUCAAUGUGAUUGAAAAGUUUCAGUCAUUAUGAAAAAUCACAAAAGGGAUAACAGUUUGAUAUGGGAAUAAAUAUAUUUAAGAUUUUUUUACGAUAAUUUGGAUUCACAAUCAGACAUUGCAACAUUUUUUCGUUAUAUCUUUAUUUAUGCUUUCGCAAGUGUGAGAAAGGAAUCGACGUAGCGGUUCAUUUAUAGCUUUCGUGGAAGAAGGAUAAUGCUUAACCCCAUUAAAAGCUUCUUCAACUACCUUCAGAAGAAUGCCACAAAAACAACGAAUGAUUUAAGUAUGAACGACGAAAUCAACGCAUCACCUGAGGGUGUUGAUUGUGGAAAUUUUGACGAUCCAUUAACCGAUCCUUUGGCGAUCGAUGAUGACUUUACCGUGUCUAAUGAAACCUUCCUUAAUAUUCCAUUGGAGACAGAAAGGGAUGUAACAAUCGAUAAAGUGAUUUUUGUUGACAUUGAAAAAUUGAAAUGUAAAGACAAUGAAAAUUUACAAAAUGAAGAAAGUGACAUAAAUGGCAAUGACAGAAAAUUGUCAUCAACAGACGAAAUUAUUCAAAGAAAUGGCGAACAAAGUUCAAUUAAAGACGUUACAAAAGAUGUUACUGACAGCAGUUUUGCAAUAAAUGUAAAUAGUAGUGAACCAGAGCUUGAAGAUGUCACCGACACAUCAACUCUUCUUGAAGAGUUUCGCAGUGAUGGCUCUGAUUCUGGUUUAGGUUCUGAUAGUCUUCGUAGCAUUACUGAAAUUGAAAAGAAUUUAGCGACAUUAACACCAUCAAGAAGCAGUUUAAAGAGACGAUCAGCUGAUAAUCUUAAUAAUGAAAGCCUAGUGAAGAAAUCAAAAAGAAGUUUAAAUUUUGGUGAUGUUACUGUUUUUUACUUUCCAAGAUGUCAAGGCUUCGGCUGUGUUCCUACACAAGGCGGCAGUACUCUCGGCAUGACAGCUAAACAUGCGUAUAAAAAGUCUUUCACAUUAAGUGAACAUGGCAUCGAACAACGACGUCUUUAUCGGUUAAAAAUUGCUGGUGAUGAAUUGAAUGCAAGUAGCACAUCAAGCGAUGAAUCGAAGAGUGAAGAUGACAUUAGUGAGAAUAGUUUAUCGGAAGGGGACAAUGAAGCAUAUGGAUUCUUACAACCAGUGACAGCACGACAAAGACGUGCCCUUCUCAAGUCAGGGGGUGUAAGAAAAAUCGAUACAAGUGAGAAGGACGAAUGUCGAAUGUUACGAACAUCGCGAGAAGUUUGUGGAUGUACAUGUCGUGACUAUUGUGAUCCAGAUACAUGUGAAUGUAGUCAAGCUGGCAUUAAAUGCCAAGUCGACCGAUUAAAACCUCACGCUUUUCCAUGCGGUUGUACACGUGACGCCUGCGCAAAUGUUAAUGGAAGAAUUGAAUUUAAUCCAGCGAGAGUUAAGACACAUUUCAUUCAUACGAUUAUGAGAUUGGAGCUUGAAAAGCGUCACGAAUUCUCUGAAGACUGCACCAAUAAUACUAGUGUCAUUCAUCAAAGCCAUUCUAAAUGGUGGUCUCAAAUGCGUGUUCAGCAGCAGCAACAGCAAACACCACAUCAAGCAGAAAGUAGUUGCAGUUAUACUAAUUAUUCAUCUUAUAGUAAUGGCAUUGCAGCGUCAUCAUCACAAUAUCCCACUAAAAUUCCACCAAUUUCAACGAUGGUUGCAUCAGGACAGGAAUCAUUAGAUUUACAUUACGCUUAUCGCGAGGAAUACGAAAGUGCCAGUUCAUCUUUUAAUAGCAUGAACAAUGGCGAUUAUUAUACAAAUUAUAAUAAUUAUCACAAUGUCUCAUCAUCUUUACCAACAUCAUUGCAGAAUGUUUAUCAAAAUGGAUAUCAAGUUGGAUUACAUCAAAACCCACAAAUUCCUUCAUAUCAACAGCAUCAAUUACCACAAUCAACAUUCAACAAUGAUUGCCAAUAUUCAAAUUACACUCCAACAAAUGCCUCAAAUCGAUAUCAUCAUCCUCACAAUCAGCAUUCUCGUGUUGAUGUGAAUGGAACUUCGUCGCAUGGCUACGUAUCAACAAACUAUUCUUCUACUCAAAUUCACAAUGCAACUACAACAAAUAAUGUUGUUAGAGUCAAUUAUCAACAAACAACAGAUCUUCAUUGUCCUGUUGAUGAUAAUUUCUGCUCGAUUACAACAUCAACGACAACAGCAUCGAACAACACCAAUGAUAGUCACGACACACAACCGCAAAAUGAAACAAAUGAAAAUCUCAGCGAAAUUAUAAAGAAGUCAAUUGUGGAGACUGUCACCGCUUAGUCCUGGAAUAAUCAUUAUUAGCAUCAUCUUUACUAUAAUUGGAACUAAUAUUAAUUCAACAUCACCACCAUCUAUAGCAUUAAAUUAAAUCAUACUGAGACAUAUGAAAUUAUUUCAUUUUUACACUCGAACGUGACCUCAUCAAUAUUACUUAAGUCUCAAUUUCUUUCUUUUAUUUACUUCCGAGUUUUUUUUUUGUCUAUCGAUACAUGUUACAGAGCUAGAAAUAGAUUCGUAAAAAACUUUUAAAAUCAGCUUUAAUCUUUGUUUUGAUGAAAAUUCGAAUUUCUGUUCAUGUACCGAGGCCUGAUGUGAACUCAAUGUGAAAGAGAUGAGAUGAGAAAAUGAAAGCUCAUGAGAUUUAAAUAGACAAGUUAGGUAGUUACUUGAGUAAGAAAAAGCUUUUCAUGAAUUCUUCGAAAAAAAUGAGCUUUCGAUUACUUUUCCAUUAUUUUCUGUUCUGAACUAGAGAAAUUAUAUCAACAGACAACUUUUUGCAAUAUCAGCUUUCUUGCUUAUGUUGGCUGAUCAUAAAUUUCUUUUUAAGCAUGAGAAUGGAUAAUAAUUUCAGUGAAGAUGAAUAAAAAAACUCAAGCAUGCAUAGCCAGGUUCUCUUAAAUCUUUAUAACUCUUUUGCGAAUGUUUAUCUCAUUCUUCUUCGCUAUUUUUGAUGUUGAAUUUGUGCUUUCUUUUCUUUCUUAUCAUCUUAACAACAACAAGAGAGAAAGAAAAAAGUGAGAUGGAAAGAUCAAUUAUUUAGUUUCGUUGUCUAUGAAAUAUUUAAAUUAAUAAAGAGUAAUUUGUUACAUCCUGUCAUCUCUUUAUUAAUUUGUAAUUUUGUAAAUAUUUGUAGAAUAAUUUAUUGAGUAGGUAUGAGAUAAGUCGUUGAUAUUGUUGAGAUUUUUUUUCAAAUAAUUAAGACGAAAAUAAAAUGUUUGUUGAUGUAUUUGUUGGAUGUUAUAUCAUGAAAUAAUUUUAUAAACAAUUCUAGUGAUUUUCUAUAAACAUCUGUUAAUGUUGCGGUCUGAUUCACCUUCAUUUUGACACUCGCUCGAUAUCAGUUUAUUGACCCUUUAAAAUAAAAACAUUUGAAAAUGAAACCAUGAGAUGUCAUUUUUUCAAACCGAUGUCAAUUCUGAAACAAUUGUUUUAGAAAAAUUACAAAAUAACAUCAAAGAAAGUUUAUUCUUGUGACAUAACAUUCGAUAAAACCCACAAACUCAAAAACUCCAUUCAGUAAUUACAUUUCCAAUUUCAAUUUAAGUUUAUUUUUCUUCUUUUCUUUUUUUGGCAUUGUACAGCCAUUUAGAUUCUUCUGUAAUAAAUAUUUUGAACAGUUUCAAAUAGAAGUUUUCUUUUCGAAAGAACAAAACAAAACAAAAAAAAACAGUUGAAUAAUAAAAAAGAAAGAAAAAUAAUGUCGAAAGAAAAUUAUGAAAUGAUUGUUUUUCCUUUUUCUUAUUCACAUUAUUGGACAUAAUUGGCUUCGUGAUAAGAAAGACAGAAGAAAGACAUUGCCCGGUGUCGUUAAAAGCAUUUCGUGAUUGGAAAUUUAAAUGGAACAUCAAGGAAAAUUAAUAUUCUAAAUCAUCUUCUGGGAAGUGAACGCCGAACAAUUUUCUUUGCUUGUCUUGUACCCGAGCAAGUCUCAAACUCUCUUCAUGAGUCACGGAUGGACUUUCAAUUAGACCGUCAUUUAUGAGUCGUCUAGCUUCUUCCGCUUCAAAACUCAAACCAGCACUGUUCUUAAGUAGAAAGUCGUAACGAGCCUUCGGGAGAUCCCAGCUUUUAAUGGAACCAUCAACAUCCGUUAGUUUUAAAGGACACCAAAAAUCGGGUAGCUGUGGAUGACAAAAGAAAAAAGAAUGAGAAAAGAUACCAUUUUUGUAUGUU